Molecule: messenger RNA, 748 nt
Organism: Andrographis paniculata
Lineage: Eukaryota; Viridiplantae; Streptophyta; Magnoliopsida; Lamiales; Acanthaceae
Product: non-specific lipid transfer protein GPI-anchored 7-like
Exons: 3
Coding region: 147-578 (143 amino acids)
Source: RefSeq, a predicted model, not a curated record
AUACCUUGCAAACACACACACAUAUAUAUAUAUACACACAUAUACAUAUAGAGAGAGAGAAAGGAGGGAGAGAGAGACAGCUAGCUCAUUCAGAUCGAUCCAUCGAAGAAAUAGAAAGCGUUGAAAUUAAUUGAGAGAUUAAUUCAAUGGCGUAUAAUUGGUGGGCUUUGGCGUUGGCGGUGGUGACGGCGGCGGCGGCGGUGGCGGAGGGGCAGAAUGACUGCGCGGCGCAGCUGGUGCCGUGCGCGGCGUACCUGAACUCGUCGAACCCGUCGGCGGAAUGCUGCGGCGCCAUAAGGCAGGUGGUGUCGACGCAGCUGCCGUGCCUCUGCAACCUCGUCAACCACCCGGAGCUCGUCCCCGGCGUCGACCUCGCCCAGGCCCUCAAGCUCCCCCAACACUGCAACAUCUCCUCCGACACCAGCGCCUGCCGAUCUCCAGCUCCAGAUUCCUCAGCAGGAUUGCCUCCUCCAGCAACUAGAGGUGGAGGAGAUGGCAAUGGUGGAAUUAGGGUUUCAUCUUGGAUGGGAAUGCCAGCAGCUUUUUUAUUUAUUUUGGGUGUCACAUUUCUCUAUUAGGUGACCCCACCCCACCCCACCCCACCCUACUUGGGGUAGUCAUCAUUUGCAUAUUUAUCUUACAUAUAUAUAUAUAUAUUGAGAUUUGAGGACAUCAUCGAUUUUAUUGUAUGAAUUCUUUAUUGUAAUCGAUUCAUGCUUUCAUAAUAAUUACUUAUUUUUUCUAUUUA